Molecule: messenger RNA, 426 nt
Organism: Phytophthora megakarya
Lineage: Eukaryota; Oomycota; Peronosporomycetes; Peronosporales; Peronosporaceae
Source: the annotation of a GenBank genome assembly
AUGCGAGUCUCUGCCGAAGAACUGGACCUGGAACCUGCCGUAUAUCUCAGGGAACGAAGUGAUUUGAUGGCGCAGUUAAGAGCCCAACUCAUCAUGCUCCCAGAAAUUGAGGAACUGACCCGAGAAUGUAACAUCGACGAAGCUAAUGUCGGAGUUCCGGGAGUCACAACUUCAGAGAUGGAAGCCAAGAUGAGAGGGAUCCUGAAACGCCACCGCAGCAUCUUCCUGGGAGACGGCAAUGCACUCCGGCCCCGGCUAGGGGCACAGAUUGCCGCACCUUUCUUGGUGAAGGUGUUCGAACUCCUGAAGAAGUUGUUGGAGGCAGAGCUCAUUGAGCAUUCAGAGUCCGAGUGGUCAUCACCUAUUGUGAUUCUAUUGAAGAAAACAGCAUAUACAUCCGAAUGUGUAUUGACUACCGACUGCUGA